Thlaspi arvense is the source of this 623-nucleotide messenger RNA. NCBI's taxonomy places the organism in Eukaryota, Viridiplantae, Streptophyta, Magnoliopsida, Brassicales, Brassicaceae. The record is from the annotation of a GenBank genome assembly.
ACACAAACUUUUCAACAAAAAAGUUCAUACAGAGAGAGAAUGGUACUACAUGGAGAGUCUUGCGGGAAGUUCGACAUCAAGUCUCCGGCGGAAAAAUUCUUUAUAUCUUUCACCGACGACAUAAACAGCACUUUUGACAUAAUAUCGAAGGAGAAGAUCACCGAGUCGGUGGGUUGGGAGAAAAAAACAGUGACGCUGAGUCUGAGUGGAAAUCUAGUCUCGGAUAGCUACGAUAUGUUCAAAGCAACCAUCACAGUCACUCCUAGGGAAGACGAUGCCGACGGUGGUCACGUGCUGUGGACCGUCGAGUUCGAGAAGACUCGCCAUGAUGUCGAAGAUCCAGUGUGGAUAAUCGACAUUCUUAUCAGUUACUUAAAGGAGACCGAUGAAAAUCUUAGUAAUAUAUAGUUUUUUUUUCUAAAUCACAAGGUUCGUCUUUAUAUAUAUAGGAUAUAAUCUAACAAUUUCAUUGAAAUGGAACCUAAAUAUGUAUUUAUGUUUAUUGCAGUACCUUUUAUUACGUUCGGCAUAUUGGGGGUGUAUAAACUUUUAAGGUUUUCAAGAUGAAUGAUAUAUCGAUUUGCAUAUUAUUGUUAUAAUUUUGCCCGUUUUUGUGAACCCAU